Messenger RNA from Trichoplusia ni (cabbage looper), 554 nucleotides. RefSeq lists its product as uncharacterized. Lineage: Eukaryota; Metazoa; Arthropoda; Insecta; Lepidoptera; Noctuidae. Gene Ontology annotation, biological process: regulation of synaptic transmission, cholinergic; positive regulation of voltage-gated potassium channel activity; sleep. The record is from RefSeq and is a predicted model, not a curated record. Bases 91 to 525 code for a protein of 144 amino acids. The transcript has 3 exons.
CCCCUUUAACAGUAAACAGUCGGAGUGUAUCAGCCAAGGACUGAACUCGCACAUUGAUAAAUAAUUAUAAUUAAUUUACAAGUUGCUAAUAUGUUCGCGUAUUUAAACGCACUCAUCGUGCUUUGUUUUUGCUUCAAAAAUGUUGCGUCAAUCCGGUGCUACGAGUGCAACAGCAUGAACAACAGCAUGUGCCUGGACCCCACCGUCUACGACCGAGAGACCCUCGUCAACUUCCUGCCGGUCGCCGAGUGCGGCCACGGGGUCUACUCCGCAAGUAACGACUUCUUCUGCAGGAAGAUCGUGCAGACCAUACUCCACAAGGGCUACGCUCCCGAGGUCCGUGUGACGCGCUCGUGCGGCUGGGUGCGCCACCACCGGGAGUGCUACAAGGCUGACAACGAGGAUCACCUGGAGACAGUCUGCCAGUGCUUCUCCGACGAGUGCAACGCCAGUACAGCACUCACUGCCAGCCUUCUGAUGCCCACGCUGGCAACACUAUCACUUCUUUACUCGAAAUUAUUGUGAUUCAAAAUAUACAGUAUUAUUUUUGGUUA